AUGGCUGCAAUCUCUCUGAAACAGAAACCUCUAGUCCUCGCCUUCGUCCUCUACCUCUCCAUCUCCGCCACUACCUCUGCCUUCACCUCCUCCGCUCCUUCGUUCCCGCCGUCUGUAAAUCAACCAGAGCUCCUAACUUACCCAACCACUCUCAUCGCUUCCAUCCUCUCCACUCUCGGCUUCCAGGAACUUUCCUCCGCCGCCGUGGACGCCAAUCUCUCUACCUCCACUCCGAUCACCAUCUUCGCACCUUCCGAUUCCUCGCUUCUUACCUGUCCUUCGUGUUCUCUCCCUCUCCUUCUCCAGGAACACGCCGUUCCAGGCCUCUACCCAAAUCAUUUCCUCCGCAACUUAGCUUUUGGCACCAAGCUCGAAACCCUAGCCUCCGAACACUGCCUCACCAUCACCUCCUCCGCCGCUCAAAAUGUCUCUACCAGAGUUGUUUUCGUCAAUGGAGUUGAGAUCUCGGAGCCGGAUCUCUUCAACAAUGGCGUCUUCUUGAUUCACGGCUUGCGAGGAUUCGUCUCUCAUCUCUCCCCGCUCUCUUGCAACGUCGAGCGCAUGACUACUCUCUCGUUUCCACAGCCGUGGCUUCACAAGUCGCCGCUGUCGUCCAUCAUGCGCCUUAUGCUAAAAGACGCCAUUAUCAGGCUCCGUUUCGGUGGCUACAGCAUUGUUUCUCUCGCGCUGAAAGUUAAGUUCGGAGAAUUAUCCGAACUGAAGUCCAUGACUGUGUUUGCUCUAGACGAUAUCUCCAUCUUUUCCAGCGCUGGAUAUGCCUACCUCCACCAUUUCAGGUUCCAUGUGGUGCCGAACAGGAGGCUGAUGGCGGCGGAUCUGUUGACCUUGCAAGCCGCGACUACUUUGCCGACCAUGGAGAUUGGUCAAAACCUGGUGGUGACGGCUGCCGGCGGUGGAGGCCAGUUCUCUCCAGUGAAGAUCAACUACGUUAAAGUCACCACCAUGGAUUUGCUGCAUAACAGCAGGAUUGUGGUUCAUGCUGUGUCAACGGCGUUCCCCCGCAUGCACCAUCAUCUGUCUCUCACGGACGGCGCUGCUGUUGAAGAGGCCUAUCGUCCGCCGUGUGAUAUCUCCUUGGAUGGUGGAUUCUGUGAGGUGGCAGCUCCUGUGCCAGCUGGCAUUAGAUCAACGCCUGACAUCAUCGGCCGUUUGGAUGAUCGUGAUGGUCUCUAG
This is a messenger RNA of Coffea eugenioides, 1194 nucleotides long. Its product is annotated as fasciclin-like arabinogalactan protein 21. The transcript has a single exon. Lineage: Eukaryota; Viridiplantae; Streptophyta; Magnoliopsida; Gentianales; Rubiaceae. The record is from RefSeq and is a predicted model, not a curated record. Bases 1 to 1194 code for a protein of 397 amino acids.